AUGCUUCCAUAUCAGAACGAUUCCUGGUGGGACAGCAUCUCGAAUCUGAAAUCCAAGACCAUGAAGACCCUGAAAAUGGGUGAUGGAGUUGCUGUUCCGAUGGCAGCUCCUGCGACGUUACAGAAGCAGAAAUCAGAAGCAGCAUUGAAGAAACACGCCGUGGACGAGCGCCGCCGUCGCCGGCGCAUCAACACCCAUCUCAGAACUCUCCGACACCUCCUCUUCCCAACAUCUUCCUCCAAAGUGGUGAAGGCAGCUGUGCUGAAGGAAGCGGUCCGUCGAGUGAAGGAGCUGAAGAAGAUGGCGGAGGUGGAGGCGGGCGGAGAGUGGUGGCGCGGCGGCGGAGCCACCUGGUCGUUCAUGUUCCCCGGCGAGAGCGACGAGGCGACGGUGAGUUACUACAAAGGUAGAGAAGGCAAGGCGGUGGUGAAAGCCACGGUUUGCUGCCAGGACAGGCCGGGGUUGAACCAGGACUUGAGCGAGGCGGUGCGGAUGAUCGGGGCAAGGGUUGUCGGGGCGGAGAUGGCGACGGUCGGUGGCCGGACGAAGGCCGAGGUGGUGGUGCAGUGGCUGGACGGCGGCGGGGGGGAGGAUGUUGGGUCACUGCGGCGGGCCUUGAAAGCGCUGGUGGAGAGCCGGGCUUUGGGCUACUCGGGUUUGGGCCUGGUGGUUAAUGGCUAUCCUGGUGCAUGCAGUGGCAAAUGA
Molecule: messenger RNA, 705 nt
Organism: Diospyros lotus (date-plum)
Lineage: Eukaryota; Viridiplantae; Streptophyta; Magnoliopsida; Ericales; Ebenaceae
Product: transcription factor bHLH106-like
Exons: 2
Coding region: 1-705 (234 amino acids)
Biological process (GO): regulation of DNA-templated transcription
Molecular function (GO): protein dimerization activity; DNA-binding transcription factor activity
Source: RefSeq, a predicted model, not a curated record